Messenger RNA from Protobothrops mucrosquamatus (brown spotted pit viper), 651 nucleotides. It is a transcript of the gene DBNDD1, whose product is annotated as dysbindin domain containing 1. Gene Ontology annotation, biological process: negative regulation of protein kinase activity. The coding region runs from base 1 to 651 and encodes 216 amino acids. Lineage: Eukaryota; Metazoa; Chordata; Lepidosauria; Squamata; Viperidae. The record is from RefSeq and is a predicted model, not a curated record. Gene Ontology annotation, cellular component: cytoplasm. The transcript is spliced from 4 exons.
AUGCUCCUGCCUUUGCUGAGCGUGUCUGGCCAAAUGCUGGAGGCGGAUGAGUGGAGAGGCAGCCCUGGGGAGGAGGAGGGCAUUUACGAGGGCCCUCAGGCCAGCAACAUCUCAGGGCUCCUGCUGAAAUGGCCACCACCAGACAUCGUCAGGCUGCCCUUGCAGAGCUGCGGGGCCGUCCCAGUGCUCCUUUCCAUCGGUGAGCUGACCCAGGAAGCCCCAACACUGGAGGCGCAGACCCCCAUCAGCCUCUCCACGCAUGGGCGGGCGGAAGCACCCCGCAGCCCCCCAGCUGAGGAGGAAGGAGGGGCCCCAGUCCCCACGGCAGGGCUGCUGCAGGUCGCAGAGCGUCGGCAACCCCUGAGCAGCGUUUCGUCUCUCGAGGUGCACUUCGACCUCCUAGACCUCACGGAGCUGACAGACGUGUCUGACCAAGAGCUGGCCGAGGUCUUUGCUGAUUCCGAUGAGGAGAAUGCAGCCCAAGAGCCCCCGGCUGGACCACAUCCCCACUCGACCCCCAGAGCCGGCUACCUUCGCUCCCCCUCCUGGACAAGGACAAAAGCUGAACCGGGGCGCGAGAAGAAGCACCUAGGCGAUUCCAAGCUCCGAGCUGAGGCUUUCCUGCCUGUGGAAAAGCCAAAGGAGGAAUAA